AUGGCCACGGGCGGACAAUCAUUCUACGAGCUGUACCGUCGGAGCAGCAUUGGGCUCGCUCUGACAGACACGCUCGAUGACCUCAUUAGCGACGAGCGCAUCAACCCGCAGCUGGCCAUGAAGAUUCUCGGCAACUUUGACCAGGCUAUUACCGAGGUGCUACAGAAGAAUGUCAAAAACAAGCUCUCUUUCAAGGGAAGCCUCGACACGUACCGGUUCUGCGACGAAGUUUGGACUUUCCUCAUCAAGAAUGUCUCCUUCAAGAUGGAUAAUGGAAACCCCCCUGUCCACGCUGACAAGGUCAAGAUUGUCAGCUGUAACGCCAAGAAGCCCGGCGAGGGUCCUUGA
This is a messenger RNA of Geosmithia morbida, 348 nucleotides long. RefSeq lists its product as uncharacterized. The coding region runs from base 1 to 348 and encodes 115 amino acids. Lineage: Eukaryota; Fungi; Ascomycota; Sordariomycetes; Hypocreales; Bionectriaceae. The record is from RefSeq and is a predicted model, not a curated record. Gene Ontology annotation, biological process: transcription initiation at RNA polymerase II promoter; RNA polymerase II preinitiation complex assembly. The transcript is spliced from 3 exons. Gene Ontology annotation, cellular component: transcription factor TFIIA complex. Gene Ontology annotation, molecular function: TBP-class protein binding; RNA polymerase II general transcription initiation factor activity.